AUGCUAAGAGCAAAAAUUCCAGAGGUGAUCUCUACCCUCUUCCGCUCCUUCAGUUGUCUAUCAAACGACCCCAUUUUUAAAUCCUUCUCAUCGGCCCGACUAUUCCUCGAGAUAAAACUCUACUUUCACGUCCUCAGCACCCUCUACCUUAUCGCCCUCGCCUCCGCCUGGUGCGGCAAACCAAUAAACCGCCGUGAAGGCGACCACAUUAUCGAGCUCGAGGGCAAAGAUCCCUGCAGCGGUAAUUCUGGUGCGAAUAAAUUCUGCCACGGAGGCGUUUGUGCAUUUUGGGAAUUCGGAUUGUUGUAUGGUGAAACGUUGGAGAAGUUCUUUUUCCGCUUUUACGGCGGCGGCAAUUUCAGCUUCCUACAAGCAGUGCAGCCCAAAAAGCCAGCACACCACCACCGCCACGAAACCUUUCAUCAGAACCGCCCGCAGGACGCAAAACUCACAACACGACAAGGACCGCUCACCGACAAUACUAUCGAUAUCAUAGAUAAGCCAUCUGCAUCGCACCCGGAACUAUGGUUCCGGUGUACGUUUGCUGUGCUGUCACCGCGUUGA
Molecule: messenger RNA, 564 nt
Organism: Pyrenophora tritici-repentis Pt-1C-BFP
Lineage: Eukaryota; Fungi; Ascomycota; Dothideomycetes; Pleosporales; Pleosporaceae
Source: RefSeq, a predicted model, not a curated record